UCUCCCUUAUUCCACACCGGUAACUCCAAUUCUUCCCGUCUUCCUUCGCUCCGCUGAUCCCGCUAUGGCUUCCUCUGGCUCCGCCUUCCCCCUCCUCCUCCUCGUCCUCUCCCUCCUCGCUGCCUCCGUCGCUGCUCGUCCCGGGGUCCCCUUCCACCCUUGCAACACUGUCUUCAUCUCCUACACCAUCUCCACCACUACCGACGCUGCCCUCCCCGGUAACAACCGUCCCAACGGAUUCGUCUCCGUCUACCGCAUCAUCACCCCCGUCCGCACCACCUUCCACUCCGACCCUCGCUCGGCCAUGAUCCCGCGGCCGGGGCUCCUCCUCCCCCGCCGCGAGGUCGCCCCCGCCGAGCCCGCCCCCUUCGGGUUCAGCUCCCUCCGAGAUCGCGCCAAAGACAUCCUCGUGGUCGUGAUCGGCCUCCUCUUCGGUGUUGGGUGCGGCGCCCUCACCGCCGUCACCAUGUACCUGGCCUGGUCCCUUGUCGCCCACCGUCACGAGAUCUGCGGCUCCGAUGGGUACAGCGACGAGGAAGGGGAUGUGAAAGGGAGCGCCAAGAAGGCAGGCUACGUCAAGAUCCCGCCCGCUGAUCCAGUGUCCGUCAAAGAAGGGUAUGAGGGAAACUAGGGUUAGGGUUUUAUGAAUUGCCAUUAGGGCAAUACACGUAUACAUGUUAUGAUGGCCAUAUGUAAUAAUAAUUUCUGCAGCGGGUAUGUGUGUGGACUUUACGGUGCUAAUUUGGUUCUAAUGUCGUCUGUGGAAUUGUCUUGAAAAGCUGGUCUAUUUGUGUGUGACUUUUUUUCUCUUUUGUUAACAGGAUCAUAUGUCGUGUUUACUUAAAUGUUGCUGUUCCUGCUGCAUCAUCUGUAUGACUAUUUAUGUUAGCAAUUGCAAGAACUCUAGCCAGUUCAAGUUAUUUCA
Musa acuminata AAA Group (dessert banana) is the source of this 925-nucleotide messenger RNA. RefSeq lists its product as uncharacterized. The record is from RefSeq and is a predicted model, not a curated record. The coding region runs from base 65 to 631 and encodes 188 amino acids. NCBI's taxonomy places the organism in Eukaryota, Viridiplantae, Streptophyta, Magnoliopsida, Zingiberales, Musaceae. The transcript has a single exon.